UUGAAGCAUGGAAUACCCCGUCCGGUAUGGUUAAUAAAACAUGAAAAUGUAGCUUUCGAUAAGGAUAAGGAUCUUCUCGGUAGAGGCAACUUCUGUAACGUAUAUAAAGGAGUCUAUACAAGACACGAUGAGAAAAUUAUUGUGGCUGUAAAGGUUUGUCACGAAGGAAGCGUUUCAAAAGGAUUUCAAGAGUCAAAAGAGGCGCGUAAUUCAAUGCUUAGUGAAGCGCAAAUGAUGAGCUACUAUGUCCAUAAUCACGUUAUCGAGAUGUUUGGUGUUGCCUGUGACCAUCCGCCUAUAUUGAUAGUCAUGGAAUACUGUCCAGGUGGAGAUUUACAAUCGCAUCUAAAACGUCAAAAAGAAAAAAUUGAUAUUGGAGAGAGAAUUGUUUACGAUUUAGAAGCUGCUCGUGGAAUGCGCUAUCUUCAUAAGAAAAAUUGUAUACAUCGAGAUUUAGCAGCUAGAAAUUGCUUAAUAUCAGCAAAAGGACAAAUAAAAAUAUCUGAUUUUGGCCUUUCAAAAAUUGUUAAUGACCUAGAAAAGGCAGACGCUGAAACUGUAACUGAUGAACCUAGCCCUCAAAUACCUCUUAGAUGGAUGGCUCCCGAAUCUCUUCGUCGACCUAUGAAAUUUAGUACGAAAACGGAUGUGUGGUCCUUUGGAAUUAUGACUUAUGAGAUAUUCAACUGUGGAGUGAAACCAUGGCCUGACGAACCAGCAAAGAAGAUCGCCACGAUGAUACGAAAAUGUAGCAUGCCAGAGAUGCCAGAUCGUACUCCAGAGGAUAUAAAGAGUAUGGUGUCCAAAAUUUGGUGGGCGUCAGUCCUUUUUCCUCAG
Molecule: messenger RNA, 837 nt
Organism: Strongylus vulgaris
Lineage: Eukaryota; Metazoa; Nematoda; Chromadorea; Rhabditida; Strongylidae
Source: the annotation of a GenBank genome assembly